Molecule: messenger RNA, 11118 nt
Organism: Pseudogymnoascus verrucosus
Lineage: Eukaryota; Fungi; Ascomycota; Leotiomycetes; Thelebolales; Thelebolaceae
Exons: 4
Coding region: 505-10884 (3459 amino acids)
Source: RefSeq, a predicted model, not a curated record
CUUUUAUUCUUUUAAUUCUAUACAAUUCACAAUUUAUAUUCCUCUAUAUCCAUCAUCCAUCUUAUUCUCACCUUUCCUCAUCAUCUCUUCUCAAAUCUCCACAUUUCUCCUGGCGCUGCUUCAAGUUACUGUACCUUAACAUAGCCUUACCCAGCCACAGCUCGCCCGCUAAACUGUCAUCCAAUCCACCGAAAAUCCACCCAAUCCCACCAUCCCACUACCCACCAACCACCCUCCACCGAACCCCGACCGACCCUCAUUAGCCUACUACAGUAACUGCUGUACCCUGGAAAUACUUGGGACUAGUUUUCAGCCGUAUCGCGUUCCUUCGAACCUGAACCUGACCUUAUUGCGUGGCCUUCGAUCACCAUUUCUCAUCAAAAAAACAACCUCCUUGGGAUUGUAAACUUUCGCUCUUUACUCCUCAGUGAAUCGCAUACAUGACGGAACUGGCACUCUGAGGGCCGUAACAGUUUACACUGGCCGCAAGGCAGACACACAGCUAUGUCGAAGCCAUACCCUGAUACCUUCGACUCGCCGUUACCUUCACGCGCGGCCGCUGCUCCAGCUCCCGUCUCCUACCAGGCGAACGUCAACCGGCAGAAGACGAAGAAGUGGGUAGACGCGAAGCCCGGUAACUACGGUGGCGACGACUGGGGGGACGACUACGAUGACGGCUACGGCGACGCUCCCCCUCCUCCCCCGGUGCCCAAAGUAACGGGUUUACGGCAGCCGGGACAGGGUGUGCGGAACGACGUCGGCAUUAAGAAGACAUAUGGCGAGCUCCCGCAUCUGCCAAAGGACGCGCAAGACAGGAGCUCCACAAACCCGCCCUUGCUUCGCCAGAGCUCCUUCUCGAGGGAUGACGAGCGCCGAGCUUUCUCGAGCGGACCGUCGCAACAAGACGCUUUACCGAGCAAUCCGGUGGCCGUCGCAGCUGCGACUCCGAGCCCUCCACUGCGCCUUGCAAGUCAGCGCAAGCAACUCCCUCCUCCAGGCACUGAGAGUUCGGCGCGGUCAUCAUACGCGGAGUCGAGCAGGUCGUCUGCUCAUACUGCAUCGGACGCGCGAUCCGCGUCUGGCGAUGCGCAUAACAACUAUCCCACACACGACGUUACCUCGCCCUUGAGGUCCGCCGCGUUAUCCCCUCAAGCGAGAGCUGCGUCCCCUUUGAGUCGGUCAGACUCACCACCUGUGAAUGUAGCAUCUCCACCCGCUCAAUUCUCUCCACGAAACACCACCUUAAACCAAGCAACGGUGCCGGAUUCCUCGGCUGCAGCAGCCCCAGCUCCUGCUCCUGCCGCGUCGGUUGCGAAAGCCCUCCCUUUCAUUCGACCUGCAGACAUCUAUAAACGUCUUGAGGAGGAACGACAAAGAAAGGCUUCCGGUGAUUCUAGUAUAGACUCAGCAGCGGCUACAAAUCCCGAUACACAGUCUUCACCAGCAUUGCCCUUCCAGGCUGCAGAACCUGUGAUUCCAGCACCCGUUGAACCUACCAAUUAUAACAGGGGCGGAUACGAUACAUACGAAGAAGAUGUACCUGAUUACGGAAGGCAAGCCGAUACAUAUGAAGAGGAGGCACAUGACUAUGGACGGAGGCAGGCGCCAAUGCUCGAGUCUGUGCAAGAAAGGAAAAGCGAAUAUGGGUUCGACGACAUGGCUGCAAAGUCGCCGGAGGCCGCUCAGAAGCUUCAGCAAGAAGUGCAGAAGCAAGAAGCCCCGGUUCAGCAAUAUCAGCCACAAAUACAGGAGCCUGCGCAACAGGCCGAUCCCGAGGCUGCAUCUGACGCUGACGCAAAGAGGCGCUAUUCUAUGAGCCCGAAGUUACCAGACCUACACAGGAUGUCUGGUUUCGGCUUUGAUAUGUGGUCCCAGUCAGCGCCCGACGCAAAUGUUGCAAACUCUCCCGUUGCCGAGCGACAGGUGCCAAAUGCCGGUGAACAACCUCUCCAAAGGCAGGAAUCUCUAGGAUUCACGUCAGUUGUGCACCAGGCGUUCGAUAGGACUGAUUCGAUACCCGAAACACCUACUUCGCAGGGCACAAGCAACGUUCGACGCACUGAUAGCGACAGCACUGGCACUGCCGGUAUUAGCCCAAUAAUGAGCCGAGUGUCCAGUGGCGCAAACCCCGACUCUCGCGGACGAACGCAGGAGCCAAAAGAUAACUUGACUCCGGUAAUUGCCGAAGAGAAGGAACCGGACUCUCGGAGAGCUUCCGCCAUUGUGGCAGAGGAACCUAACCAGACGCCGUUCCACAUGGGUCACCGUCGGGACCUGAGCGCACCCAGCAAUGGGAAUAGUCCCGCGAGGUCACCACACUUGGAAACUGCCACCUUGGCUCCCCAGUCAGGGGAGGUGGCACAAGUCGCUGAUGAGACUCGUCCGAUACUUCCGACAGCGGUUUCGCGACUUUCGCGGCCAGACCUGCCUGGUGCUUGGAACUCGUACUCCACAACCGCUGAGUCAGCUGCUGGUGAAGUUACACAAAACAAGGAUAUUGAUGAAGACCCGACUCCUGUCGAACCGUCCCAGUCCCCUGAGACAGCUACAUCGCCGCAGCCUCUCGCAACCUCCGGUGCAGCACCAUCCCCACCUCUUAAGGAUGAUGUGACUCUACCACCGCUUACAACUAGUAAGGCUGAGGAUCUGCAUGAAUCUGCUCCAAAGGAUGAUUCAGAGACCCAGAACCCUCUAAUGAAGCUUCCAACGUUGAGCACCAACGCCAGCCCGACAGACGACGAGACUGACAGGCUACGCAAGGAGAUCGUGAGGAGCUUGAGUCCGCGCGAUUCAACUUCUAUCGCAGAUCAGGACUGGGUUCCGCCACCAAACGCUGCAGCAAGGCAGUCGACUCUGGGUCUUCCAGCACCGAGUGCGCCUCGUGAUAGCAUGUAUUUGCCGAGCGAGUAUGACAACUAUUGGGCAGAGACGGAGGAGGAUGCGCAGGUAGAGUCUCAGACCCAAGAGCAGACUGCGCCAGUUUCGGAUGCAGCUGCUUCGAGCUAUAUAGCUUCCACCGGGCUCCACAAUGUCGAAGAGUCUGAGGACAUCCCAGCAAUUGCUCCUUUGAGCCCAAAACGCGCGUCAAUGCUUCCUGUUGAACCAACCCAGCAUACAUUGGAGCGUAAAUUCUCAUGGGAGGCGGCGCUGCCAGAGCAAGUGACGACUGUGCCUGAGGAUAGCCAGUCACCACCUGUGAUUGUGUCUCCUCAGCCUAUCGUUGCUGAACUAGAGGCUGAGCAGGUUUCAGUUCCGGGGGCUACUGUAGCUCGUUCGGAUUCUGCGUCUCCUGCGCCGCUAUCUCUUCGUAGUCCUCAUGCGUCUGGUGCUCAGCCAGAGGACCACAAGGAUAGUGUCGGUUCGGAAGGCAUCGUUGCCGGAGCUGUCGUAGCUGCUGCGGUGGUUGCCCCUGCUGUUAGUACCAUUCGACCUGUGUCUGCUGAUUCAGAGGAUGUUGGUUCUUCUUCCCAGGCGCCACUUCCGUAUAGCAAGGCUAUGUCUACAGAGGGAACCGACACCGUAUCUCCGAUGUCUGCCAAGGUUGAGCCUGUCAGGUCUCAGUCACAGCAGAUCAACUCUAUGCUAGACAUCGGCGGGCCUCAAACAAGUCCGCCUCCACAAGAUGGACCGCGACAAUCGCUCCAGCAGAACGAUGUGCCUCGUCCCCAGAUCCCCGUGGACCCCACAAUGCCCAAGCCAUUCAAAGAGAUCAUGUCUCUGAAUAGCCCACAGCAGCGCAUCAACGCUUACAACGAGAGCCGCCAACAAUUCGCAACCAUGGACUCCGGGCUAGCAAACUGGAUGCACGCCACCACCGCCCUACCCCAUCUCCAAAACCCACUCGCCUCCGCAGGUGCCGGAGCAGGUGCCCAGGCACAACGUCCAAAGUCCGGUAACAUCCUCGCGCCCCAACCACAGCCAUACUACCAACAAUACCUAAACGCCAGCACGCCCACCGCAUCCCCUCCACCGCAAGCGCGCUACAGCGGCGGCACACCCACGACGGGGACGCAGGGCUUUGGGUCGGCCAGCAGCAAGACGACACAGCAGGUGCAGCAGGUGCAGGCGAAGUCGAAGGAGCUGCUCCACACGGCGGGCAUCUUUGGGGGGAGGGCGAGCAAGGCGGGCAAGGGACUGCUGGCGAAGGGGAAGAGCAGGUUCAAGGGUUCGGGAGAUAAGGACGCAAACAGCCCCACCACCAUCGACACAACCAAAGCCGGCAAAUCCUCCCGCCGGGCCUCCUGGGCCUUCUCCCUCUCCUCCAGCCCCUCCACCGCUCGUCCAUCCACAUUCAGCGGUGCGGAGCCCUCAGCGCCGUUUGGUCAGACGACCCAGAAUCGAAGCUCGGAGUCGAGUGAUUCCCUGCUCGCUACUAGACGGCAGUCGACGUCUAGCGAGCAGACGCCUGCGAUGAAGAUGUUUGCUCCUGCUGGUCAAACCGCUCCUGCUGCUGUCGCGCCGGUAGCACGAGUGGUAGAGCAGGCUCAGAAUUUCCUCGAACUCAACCUCCCCACCUCCUCAACGCUACGGGACGCAAGAUGGGGCUCUGAAACCGCCGCCACCUCCACUGAAGAUGGGAGUGCACGGACCCGCGAGGGCGGCGUCGCUGAAUUGGCUGCGGGGGAGGGGGGGGAUAUAGCGCCCCCUGUGCCGAUUGGGAAGUAUCAGCCUAGUUGGGAUCCUUAUAACGCGACUCCUAUUGUGGAAGAAGAGGGGUUCGGGUGGGAGAGUCCGCCGAAGGGAUCUGCGGUUCCUGUUCCGGCUAGGGGGUGGAGUGGUGUCGAUGAGACUGUUGUGCCGGAGACGGUUCCGGAGACAGACGUUGAGCGUGAGGUCCCUGCGGAAAGAGAGGUCCCUGGGGAGACAGAGGGAGGGGGGUGGGUAAUGGUGGCGGAGGAGAGUGUGAGGAGGAUUAUGGGAGCCGUGGCGAAUGGAGCGAGGCCGGUGCAUGAGAGGGGUGACAGUGAGGUUUCGGCGAUGACGGUCGGGCCGGCGAGUGAGGGGCAGGUGGUGUUGGAGAGCUUGGAGGAGGGGAGUGAGGUGCCUGUUGUUGAGGAGCCUGCUGUUGAGGAGCCUGUCGUUGAGGAGCCUGUCGUUCAGCCCGAGCCGGUCGCUGAGCCCGUUGAUGAGCCAGUUGAUGAGCCAAUCGAGGAAGAGCAAGCCGUCGAAGACCCAGUCGCUCAGCCAGUCGAGGAGCCGAUCGAGGAAGAGCAAGCCUUCGAAGAGCAAGCCGAAGAGCCAGUCGAAGAGCAAGCCUUUGAAGAGCCAGAGCCGGUCCUCGAGGAACCAGCCGUCGAAGAGCCAGUCCUCGAAGAGCCAGAGCCAGAGCCAGCACUCGAAGAGCCAGCCGUUGAUGAGCAACAAGUCGCCGAUGAGCAAGCCGCCGAUGAGCAAGCCGCCGAUGAGCAAGCCGCCGAUGAGCAACAAGCCGCCGAUGAGCCAGCCGUUGAUGAGCCAGCCGUUGAUGAGCCAGCCGUUGAUGAGCCAGCCGUUGAUGAGCAAGCCCAAGCCGUUGAUGAGCCUGUCGCUGAACCAGUCCAAGAGCCAGUCGAAGAGCAAACCGUCGAAGAGCAAGUCAUCGAUGUGCAACAAGCCUUUGAAGAGCAAGCCGUCGAAGAGCCAAUCGUUGAAGAGCGAGCCGUUGAUGAACAAGCCGUCGAUGAGCCAAUCCUCGAAGAACAAGCCGUCGAUGAGCAAGCCGUCGAAGAGCCAACCGUCGAAGAGCCAACCGUUGAAGAGCCAGUUGUUGAGGAGCCCAUCGUCGAAGAACCCACCAUAGCGGAGACAAUCAUUACGGCUAUACUGCCGCACAUCGCUACCAAUGGCUUUACACUGAAACACUUCAACUCUGAAAUCCCAGCUACCAACAACGCCGAGGUCUCCCGCGAACAGACCUACCUCUCUCCCGUCGACACUUCAAUCGCAGACAACAGGCGCCAAGCCGGCCCCUGGAGCCCUGGCGCAACCGUCGAGACGCCCACUUCCUACGCCGAAACCCCAACUGGCUUAACCCCCUCGGCCGACCAACCCUCCUAUGCAGCAGCGUUCUCCGCUCUGCCCCCAAUCCGUCGCUCCAGCACAUUCGACUAUAACUCCGUCACUCGCCUUGUCAAAACGCUCAGCAACGAGGCGGUUGAGCAAGAUGAUGUGCGUAGCUCCGGCGCUGUGUCUCCGGUCUCAGUCACAGAAGAGCCGCGGGAGAUGAUCCCGGAGCAACCGGCCGCGGCAAUCGAGACAGCACCGCCCGCAGAGCCAACAUCCCAGGAUAGAGGCUCAGACGAGACAGUGCGUAAGGAGACAGUGCGCAAGGAGGUGGUACGAAAGGAAACCCAGCGAUACUCGUUCCAAGAUGACUUUGACGAGCCUGAACCUGAGAUUCUGAGUCGCCCCUCUACAAUGAUAGCGCCGCGUAAUGGCGACGUGCUGCAAGUCGCCCCGACCCCACCACGAUCCGUUUCUCCAGGUGGCAGACCGCUCGUUCCCCCGAUUAUUACGAAUCAGUUGACUUCGGAGCCUCAGGUGGGGCCGGGGUUCGUGGGGCAGAUGCUUGAGGCGCCGGGGGCGCAGCAGUUUCCUCCAGUGCAGCAGCAGCAGAGGCAGGAGGAGGAGUUUUCUCCUGUGUCUGAGCCGCAGGUGCAGCAGGUGCAGCAGCAACAGCAACACCAGCAACAACACCAGCAGCAGUAUGUUCCGGUACAGCAGGCGCCGGUGCAGCAACAGCAGCAGUAUGUUCCAUUGCAACAGGGACAGUAUCCUCCUAGUGCCCAGGGGCAGUUUUCGCCUGUGCAGCAGCAGAGGCAGUUCUCCCCAGUUCCUCAGGGGCAGAUGGCGCAGGGACACCAGGGACAGUAUCUUCCUAUGCAGGUACACCAGGGACAAUAUCCUCCUAUGCAACAGGGGCAGUAUCCUCUCGGGCAGCAAGGACAGUUCGCUCCAGUGCCGCAAGGGCAAUAUCCUCAGCAGGGACAGUAUACUCACCCACAACAAGUGCAAAUGCAUCCAGGACAACAGGGACAAUACCCUCCUCAGCAGGGACAGUAUCCUCCAAUGCAGCAGGGUCAGUUUGCGCCUGGACAACAGGGGCAUCCGCAAGGUUAUAUGCUUGUAGCACCACACGGACAAGUACCUCAGUUGCAGCAUGGGCAGGUAUCCCAGAUGCCUCCUCAGAUGCUCGCUCAACAACAAGGAGCUCCUCGAUUACCGCAGGAGCGGAUGCCUCCAAUGCAACAAGGCCAGAUCCCUCCAGCACGGCAAGGGCCAAGACAAUCCAUGCCACCAUCUGCGCACCAGCGACGAUCAUCAUCAGAUGCUCAGCCUCGAAUGCGCCCGGUUUCAAACUCAAGUCAAGGAGUGCCUAUGAGCGCCGGCGGUUUCCUGCAGCAAUCUACCCCGCAGCAAUUCCAGCAAGGCCAACAGCAGCGAACCUCCAUUGAAGCUAUGCGCAACCGCCCACCUUCUUUGAGUGGUGUGAGCCAGCCUCCUAAGAUUACGCCGCAAUACACUGAGAACCGUCAAUCGAUGUCACGCGGCAGUGCUAUUCAGAUACCGCCCUCGUCGUCGGAGAGAUACCCCGAGCUCUUCCAGCCACAGCAGGAUAAGGCUCUUCCGAAUGAAGCAGACCGCGAUGUUCCACCAGAGUAUCCUUCCGUUGAGAGAGGACACCUGCCAAGACAGCAGGCUACUGAAUACGAAAUAGCCGGCGUUGGUCCACCAAUGGAUGAUCCACGGAAUGGCUCAGUGAGGCAUUCCCGAAAGCCCAGCAUCCUAAAAGAAAUCGGAGGCCGACUUUCGCGAGGCUCAAGCCUCGAGAGGAACCUGUCAGCACUGGAAGACGAUGGUACUCGUGAGAUGAGGGGUCAACUUGACUCGAGGAGAGAUUCGAUAGCAAGCUCGGAUGAUAUGUCUCUCAAUGACCCAGAAAAACCAGUUGAGAGGAGGAGAAGUCGCAUAAUCGCAGCACUGAGUCCAUCGGCUAGAGGCCCAACUCCAGAUAUUCCUCCCCAGAGCCGCGAAAGCAUGGUUACUCAUCGACCUUCGCAAGCUAAUUUGCUCGCCAACACUCCUGCUCCAGGUAGCCCAUUAGCGCCGCCUGAAAAGAGGAAGACCUUCUUUGGCAGGAGCGAUACUGGAGGACUGGAGAAAAAAGAAGACAAGCCAAGGAUGUUCAGCAGACAGUCUACGCUGGUGACCAUGGACUCAACACAGCCUGGUAAAGAGAAGAAAAACAGAUUUUCGGCGAUAAGCAGCAUGUUUACGGGUAAGAAGGGAGAUGCUGAUCGAGGAAGGGGUUCCUCAAGGCAUGGAACCUAUGUCCCGAGCAUAUUGCCUGGGAUCAUGAUUCUGGUCAAGAAUGAGAACGAAAGGCAGAUCCUGGAGCAACAGGGACUCGUGAAGAGACCUCAUCCGCAAGUGCAGGAUCAGCUGCCUGCCCAACAGCAGCAGGUUCUGGUUAACCCAGCAGCUCUCCAGCGCAUAAAUACGGGUGAGGCGCCUCGUCAGCAGCAAGGCCAGAAUAUACAGGGUCGUCCGGUCCACCAACAAAUGACCCCCAUUGCACAGCAGCCGCCGCCGCAACAGUUUCAAACAAUUGCCCCGUUGAGCAACCGACAAGACUCUAUCCUUACUAUCGGGUCCAUUGGAGAGCCGGUAGAGAAGCAACGCACGCAGCCAACUGGCACCCCACAGCAACAGAUGGUUCCGCCCGUUAUAGCACAAGGCCAGGUCCGCGGGACUCCACCGCAAGUGAACCCCAAUGCGCAACAACCGCCGCAGGGAAAUAACAAGUCCAUGCCUCCUCCUCCAGUGUUUGGCUCAGGACGCAUUUCUGAAGAGCCAAUUGAUUUGCAUCAGCGAAAUAUAAACGCUGCGCCACAUCAGCAAAUCCAGCCAAUGGGAAUCCCUGGAGGUCAGCCUACACCGCCCCGCAUGCCAAACUCACAGCACCAGGCUCCAGUUGCUUCUACGACAUCCAGAGAGUCAACUCCAAGGCCAACUGCCGAUGCAGAGCGCCGUGCAAGUGUGAUCUCGGGUCCCGACCCUGAAGAUCGUCUACGUCGCCGCACUACACAGCCAAUUGAGACCCCGCCUGGACAGCACCCGGAGGAUAAGUCACUCAUUGUAAAUCGCCCAGUAGUAGCGCAGGCGCAGGGUCAGGAACGAGCUUCCAUGAUCCAGCAGAAAGUGACACCUCCUAGCCAGAUCGCAUAUCGACCAGAGGAUAUACACCAGCUGCCGUUUCAACAGCAACAGCCUCCUCCCAUCCAAAGGCAGCAGACUUUCAAUACGGUUCCAGGUCAACAGCACCAGGGAGUGUAUGAGACGCCACCCAUGCAACACCAGCAGAUGUAUAUGAACUCUCAGGCGCAGCAGCAGCACCCAUCGCAGCAACAACACGCAGAGCAAGCACGACAACAAUACGCCCAGCAAAUGCACGCCCAGCAGAUGCACGCGCAACAACAGCUCGCACAGCAACAGCAAGCGCAGCAGCAGCAAAUGUACAUGAACCAACAGCAACAGCAACAGCAACAAAUGUACACGCCUCCACCAAUGCAGCAGGGAUUCCAACAGGUGCCUCGAGUCCAGUCUCCAGCCAUGUCGCAGCAUACCUCGUCACCACCCCCUACUGCUCCAGCAGUCGCACCCGUGCCAGCCAAAGCCAAGAAGGGUCUCUUCAGCUCACUCCUCGGCGGGCGCCGCAGCUCAGCCAUGGCAGACAAAUCGUCAAACAACCAGCAAGCCCCUCCGGCCCAGCAAACCCCUCCACCACAAAACUACAACAUCGCACCCAUGGGCCAACAACCCCUGCAACAGCAACAAUACUACGUCACCCCUCCCAUCCCCGGCGCCUACGCCCUCGUCCGCGGCGAAGGUACCCUCGCCCCAACCGGCUACGACCCCCGCGGCCUCAACCAACCCCAACCCGGCCCCGCCCGCUCCCGCCUCCCGCCUCACAUGAUCGAAGAGUACCCCGGUCGUCCCAACGCGCCCGCCAUGAACUACGCCUCGAAAUGGGCCGCACAAGACGCCGCCGUCCAAGCCGCGCUCCAAGCCAAAAAGGACGAGGAGUGGAACACCCCCCCCUCCGUCCCCUUUCUCAGCCCCGAGAAAACAGCUGCCCGCCGACUAAGCAGCGAGGAUCUCCUCGCGCGCUCACCGGCGAGGGGCCAGUUUGGUCAGCAGGCUCCGUAUCAGUUGAGGUUGCCGGGGGAUGAGGAGAUGAAGCGCGAGAAGAGCAGGCAGGCGGCUGAGGCGCUGAGACAGGCGGAGGAUGCGAGGAUUGCCGCGGAGGCGGUGAUGCGUGCUGAGGCGGCGGGGGUGGUGAUGCCGCCGACGAGGGAGAAUACACUUAUUGCCCCUGCGCCGCCGCCAAAGAGCGUGUCGCCUGCUAGCGCGGAGAGUAGAGUGAAGGCGCAGGCGCAGAGCCAGUCGCCUAGUCCGAUGCCGAAGGGUACGGAUACUGGGCGUGUGAGUGCGGGGACGCCGCCGGUGGUGGCGGGGCCGCAGAAGCCGUUGGAGAGGAGUGAUACGAUUACGAGUGCGGUUAGUAAGAUGUCGAGUAGUGGACGUGGGAGUCCUGCUGUGAACGCGCCGGGUGCUGCUGCCGCAGCCGCGGCGGCCGCGACGGUGGGUGCUACUAUGGGAGGAGGAGCGGUGGGAGAGAGGAGGAUGUCGAGGAUUAUGCCUGAUCAUGAGGAGAAGAUCUAUGAUGAUUCGCGCGAGGGGAUGAUUGUAGUUGAGGACGCGACGGUGAGGAGAGUGAAUGGAACGAUGGUGGGGGGUGUUCUUCACGAGGAGGAUGAGGAGGGACCGAAGGUGAAGAUGAGCGCUACGAGUUUCCCUGGGGAUGAGUGGAGGCCGUGGAUUGAGGAGGGGGAGGGCCUAUAAAAUAUCGCGCGAGGCCGUGUGUUUUCAUAUUUUUUGGUUUUAUUUUGGUCGAUUUUUUUGUGUUCUACUUUAGCCAUUCGGGUUCUUUGUUCCUUUGCGACAGAGCGGAUGUAUAUACCCUGUAGAUUUGUAAUACAGCGCACGAUGGGGGUGAAGCGAUACCCUUUUUCAUAUGUUCAUACAUAAUUUAGAGAGGCCUGGAAGCCGAUAAAUGGAUGAGAUUGUUCUAUAUUA